AUGGCAAAAGAGAGCUCUGCGAAGAACAAGAUGACGAAUGCUGACUCCAAGAACAAUGGAUGGAUCCUUCGUAGUCUCUGGGUUCUCACCAACGCGCUAUUUUGGGUACCAGUGAUAGGGCUGCCUACCUUGUCCUUGAUCUUGUUGACUCCUGCCAUGGGGCUCACGAGAGUGCAGCGGCUUGUUUGGCGGUGCUCUACGAUAUAUUUCAAGAUCACUCUAUGGGCCACUGGUGCUGCAUAUACUGUGAUCGGUCUGGAAAACCUUGAUCCUGACAAGCACUAUUUCUUCGCUUGCAACCACGAGUCAAUCUACGACAUCCCUCUCGUGUUCGCUGCGUUGCCGUUCUGGCUGAUAGCGAUCGCAAAAUCGUCUGUCGCCUACUUCCCAAUAUUCGGAUGGGCGGUUGCAUGUGGUGGGACGAUAUUCAUAGAUCGCUCAGAUCACAACAAAGCUGUUCAUUCACUGGACAAGGGACGAAAGGCUCUGGAACAGCGACCUAGAUCUGUGCUCUUGUUUCCAGAAGGAACAAGGUCAUCAGACGGCAACGUGCGACCAUUCAAGAAAGGAGGCCUCGUCUUGGCAAUUCAAGCAAAGAUGCCUGUGGUCCCUGUAGCGAUUUGCAACACGCGAUCUAUUCUUGGGGCGAAAGUCGACAGCUUCAAAGAAAUCCAUAAGAGCCCGAUAAUACUCAUCAUAGGGAAGCCCAUCGAGACCUCAAGUAUGGCGUAUGAAGAUAGGGACAAGCUCAGCGUCGAUUUGCAAGCAGAAGUAGUUCGAUUGAAAGAACUCUGGAAACAAGGUUCCAACACCGCCUUUUCCUGCGCCGUGUUGGGGACGAGUUCUUGA
Molecule: messenger RNA, 849 nt
Organism: Guillardia theta CCMP2712
Lineage: Eukaryota; Cryptophyceae; Pyrenomonadales; Geminigeraceae
Exons: 9
Coding region: 1-849 (282 amino acids)
Biological process (GO): phosphatidic acid biosynthetic process
Cellular component (GO): membrane
Molecular function (GO): 1-acylglycerol-3-phosphate O-acyltransferase activity
Source: RefSeq, a predicted model, not a curated record